Ectocarpus siliculosus is the source of this 1125-nucleotide messenger RNA. The record is from the annotation of a GenBank genome assembly. Lineage: Eukaryota; Phaeophyceae; Ectocarpales; Ectocarpaceae.
AUGUCUCUGCCUUCCUACGCGGACUGGUUAUACCUCGACGAGGAUCUUUUAGAUAUAACGGACGAGGAGAUAGAGGAAGCGAGGGAUCGCUUGUCGGCCACCUCUAAAUCCGGAACCCAUUCGAACGAGGCAGUACCUUCACCGGGGUUCGGGGGCGGAGUUGGGACCGGGCGAGGAGACCCCCAGGUGCUGAGGGCAUGGAUGCAGGGUGUUUAUGCCAGGGCCAAUGAGGAAAUGAUUGACGAGAUGCUCGAGAACUUCAGGACCAACGAGCGCGAGCUGAUCGACGAGAUCCUCAAUAAUUACGGGCACUUGGGGAUCAGCCCGCCCACCGGUUGGUCACAUCCUCAGAUGGACUUCGACGACGGUUCUCCAGUCACCGCCGCUGAGCCCGGCACCAAGGGUGCUCCAUCGUCCAUUGGCAGCACAAACGGUUUCAGGGAAGGAGCAAAACCGGCAGCACCCUCGGUGCGGGCUUCCUCUUUUCCCCAUCUAUCGUCCGGGGCGUUGACGUCCAUGUCCACAUCUGGAGCUGGGUUCGGCGGCAGGCAUAACAGAGGCCUCCCACGAACCGGCUCUAUCGGCAGUGCUUGUCCUGCUGGAAACUUCACUAACAUGUCGAGUGCAAAAUGCGUGUUUUUUAGCGAGAUGUGCGAAAACAUCGUUUCCAACCCCAAAACUGGGAGCUGGUGUGCUUCCGGACACGCCCUUUGCGCUGAGUGUACCACCCAGUAUGUUGAAAAGACGCUCCUACCGUGGGGUAUCGUGUGGUGGGACAGGAUUAAGUGUGUGGAUCCGGAAUGUGACGCGCACAUGGUCGGCCUGAGUGUUCAGGGUUGUCUCGGUAGCGAUCUAAGGAGCCAUAUCGACGCUGCUCAGCUGGAGGUUGUGCCUAAUAUCGGGCCAGAAGCCAGGCGUGAACGAGAACGUGCGGCACGAACGGCCGAGGAUCGUGAAUCGGCGGCAACCGUAGCCACAACUACCAAACCGUGUCCGAAUUGUGGGGUGGCAACGGAGAAGAACGGCGGCUGCAAGCACAUUACAUGUACAUGCAGCCACGAAUAUUGUUGGGACUGUCGGAUGGCGUGGAAAUCGGGGCACCGAUGUGCCUGCGCACCACCUUAG